AGCGCAAACCUUUUCUGGGGAAGCAGAAUGCCAUCGUCUUCAUGAACAGUUGGAAGCUGUAACUAUAAAAGCAAGUGUGUUUCGACACAGACUUCGUGUUUUUCCUGAACAGUUCAAAGCUGAACUUAGAGAUGCAAUGGCAGCGGCUCACCAACUCAAUGCUGCACACAUUAAAGAACUAAAGGAUAAGCUCAGUGAAGCAGAAGACAAUAUUCGUUUAGCUAUACAGAGGAAGGAGACAGUGGAACUUCACAAUGCUGUUCUGGAACCUGAGCUAAAGGAGAAAUCUGAACUAUAUAACAAAUUGGUCAGUCAGCUCAAUACUACUAUGGCUGACAAGGCAGAAGUGCAGAUUCUGUUGAAUGAGAAGCAAGAUCAACUUGCAGCAACAAGAAAAAAGAUUGCAUUGGUGGAGUCAGAGAUGCUACAUUUAGACAAAACAAUGGACAUGGGGAGAAAGGAAGCCAGCAGAGAAACUGAAUCUCUUGAGUCGUACAUUGCUACGAACAAAGUCAAAGUACAAGAAACAAGAAUGGAAAAUGCAGCAAUGAGAAAAAAAAUUGCGAAGUUAAAGAGCAGUCUUGUAGAAAGCAACAACACUGUAUUAUCGAAGAAACAGCUGGCAAAUGGGGCUGAAGCAUCUCAAAACGAAAUGCUGCAGCUGGAAGAAAGUUUAAAGAAAAAGGAAGAAGAUGCUCGGCUGCACGUUGCUCGACUGACAAAUGGAACAACUGCAAAAUGCAUGCACUGCAGUUUAAGUGCUGAAAUAUUGAGUGAACAUGAAAACAUGAGAUUGGAAUUUGGGAAGAAAAAGCAAGAACUGAUUGACCUUCAAACUAGUCUUAGAGAAGAGCUAAAAGUUGCUUUGACUGAAAGCAGUCGUAUUGCUCAUAUUCGAAAGGAAGUGAAAGCAGAAUUUCGAACUGCAAAAGAAGAGGGUGACAGAGAAGCAUCUAUUCUUGCUUCAAUACAAGAACGAGUGACAACAUCCCGUGGGGAGCUUGUUCGGCAAGCUGAUGAGUGUAUUCGUCUCAAGCAUGAAAGUAAUCAGCUUGACUUCCAACGAACACAAGCUGAAGAGAUUCAUCAGACAAAUGUAAGCUUGCUAAAUGAACAGAUAAAGUCAACUCGAGACAUGGUAACAAAAGAGAGAGCAGAAAAACAAAGAAUUCAAGUAGAACAGUCAGAAGUUGUUGCAGCUCACCAUUCUUUAAAGAGACAGCAUGAUCAGAUUCUUGCACAAACAACACAAAGAAUAUCAAGCGCUGUACGUGAGCAAGGGGACCUGAAGCUCAAGUCAUGGAGUCUUGGGCAACAGCUUGAUGAAGGCAAUCAAAAUGUGAGCAGGUUAACGGUGGAAAUAGCUGAAGCUUCAAUACAGUUUGAAACUAUGAAGAACACUUUAGAAAAGGAAAUUGAAACACUUGAGUCAAGUGUUGCUGCUCUUACAACCAAAAAUGAGGCUCUGUUAAAGCGUCUCAGUGAAACACAACCCCAACUUAAAACUUGGCAAGCAGAUUGUGAAGAACAGACGUCUUACUAUGAGUCCAAGAAGAAGAUAGUUGUUGGUUUGAAGAAUAAGAAGAAUGGUCUGCAAGAGUCUAUUAUGAGAGCAGGAAGGGAAAUAGAGAAACUAAACGUACCUCAUGAGAGAUUUAAGGCAGAUAUCGGUCGUCAGAGAGUUGAUGUAAUAUUGGUAAUGAAGUCACAUGUUACUGAGUCAAGGGAUAUUGAGCAAGACAUACAACAGUUACAAGCCAAACUGGAUGCUGUAGAACGUGCGAACACGAGCCUUACUAACGACAAAGUGGUGAACAUGUUACUGAAAUGUACCUCAUCACACUGUUGACAUUUCAAACUUACACUACUAAUGAUGUUGUUCCCGAAAAGACUGGUUGGAUGGUAAAUAAAGUAGAUCAAAUUUAGCUAAGAUCACAGUUUAUGGGGUAAUAGUUUAGCAAGAGUCAUUGUUUUUAGAUCAGUACGAGGCAAAUUAACAGACUGCCUUUUUGCCACGAUCAUAUAUAGGUCAAUGCAGUGAUUGUUAUUAAGAUUAUGCUUCUUAUGAUGAUGCUGAGGUACAACAUUAAAUUAUUCUUGGGAUCUGUUGGUUGGCAAGCACAUAUUUAGAGCAGUUGACGUGUUGUAUUUGUUGUGUUUCAAUCCUUUAAAAGAGAAUUGA
Corticium candelabrum is the source of this 2182-nucleotide messenger RNA. Its product is annotated as myosin-9-like. NCBI's taxonomy places the organism in Eukaryota, Metazoa, Porifera, Homoscleromorpha, Homosclerophorida, Plakinidae. Bases 137 to 1849 code for a protein of 570 amino acids. The transcript is spliced from 23 exons. The record is from RefSeq and is a predicted model, not a curated record.